Fusarium redolens is the source of this 225-nucleotide messenger RNA. RefSeq lists its product as uncharacterized. The transcript has a single exon. The coding region runs from base 1 to 225 and encodes 74 amino acids. Lineage: Eukaryota; Fungi; Ascomycota; Sordariomycetes; Hypocreales; Nectriaceae. The record is from RefSeq and is a predicted model, not a curated record.
AUGGCAGCCACUGAGAAUACUUGCAUGAAAAAAAGAGACCGCAGUAACGAGAACUUUAAGAAGAAAUGGAGCACACUUAAGAAUAACGGCCUCAAUAUAUACCAGAUUUAUGACGCUGAAGUAUAUAUUUGUAUACGCCGUAAAGGCAAAAAGUAUGAGUUUAAGUCUACUGAUAGGGCGUUGCCUCUAUCUGAGCAGGAAAAAGUCAGUAUCUUACUGGUAUAA